UGGCAGAAAUAGAUGGGGCUCUUCUUUCUCAAACUCUGCAAAUGUUCCAAUGAAGUUACGCUGCUACAACUGUCAUGAACAAGGUCAUUUGGCAAGGAACUGCCCUAAGCCCAACAACAACAAAGACUUUACACCUGCGCAUCCUGCUCCUCCAAAUCCUGAAAGGGCUCUUGUGACGACAAACGAUUCAAUCGCUGCUGGUGAAGGAACUCAGAGUUCAGCCCUUGUUGUUCAACCAAGUGCAGAUUUCAAUUGGGAUGAUGAAAUUCAACGUCUGAACAUCUCACAACCAGAAAUCCAGAGUGCUGCUCAAAACAUAGCGUUCAUGACUUCAGAUGAAAAGGACUCUUCGCCAGAUGCUGAGCCUCAAGCUGAGAACUUUGCAUUCAUGACCAAAAUCCUGUCAGCUCCUGUUCAUGGACUCACUGCUGAAGAGAAAAAGUUGAUGUGAAAUGUGAAGAGACACUUGGGGGAGAACAAGUUUUAAAUUCUGAUUCACAAAAACCUUGUUUUGAUGAAAAUAAUCCUGAUCUUAUUUUGGGACAAAGUAUUUUUAGUAUGUUUCUUUCUUUAGCUGCUAAUGGGCCUGAUGUUUUGGGCAAGACUGAUGAUGUUUGUGUUGAAACUGUGAACACUAAU
This is a messenger RNA of Helianthus annuus (common sunflower), 639 nucleotides long. RefSeq lists its product as uncharacterized. The record is from RefSeq and is a predicted model, not a curated record. Lineage: Eukaryota; Viridiplantae; Streptophyta; Magnoliopsida; Asterales; Asteraceae. Bases 50 to 451 code for a protein of 133 amino acids. Gene Ontology annotation, molecular function: nucleic acid binding; zinc ion binding. The transcript has 2 exons.